CACCAAAAGUUGUUUGCCAACCGCCAAAAAAGCCCUGAAGAGAGAAAGAGAAGGAUUUGACCUUCUAGUGAGUGUUUCCUGUUAGAGUGAACUGGCCGGCAGCAUGUUGUUAGCGGAGAGUCUGUUCUCACGCUGUGUUCGCCGUGUGUUCGCCCUCCGAUCACACAUCUCGGGGCUCCACACACACACUCCUCAGCUCAACUCCAACAGGACGUCAAUAGUUCGUUAUAGUCGUCAGAAGUAUGAGAGGCAGUACCCGGUUCUGCUGGUCCGACCUGAUGGAUCCACCAUCACCAUCAGAUACAAAGAACCCAGACGCAUCCUCAUGAUGCCGGUGGAUCAGUCCACUCUGUCUGACGAGCAGCGGCGAGCUCGACAGAAAAAGAGAGAAGUGAAGAAGACGCAAAAAGAGACCAUAGUCGACUAUGAAGAUGACUUCAAAGCUGAUAAAUACAGCCAUUUGUGGAAGAAGAAAUGACAUAUUUACCUGUGAAAGUAUCUGUAAAGAUCGGACUCUCUCUUCAAGCUUCUUUUUCAACAUUUAAUGCAAAAACUGCAAUUCCUUCCAUAAAACCUAACAUUUUGGGACACUGAGACCAUCCUGUAUGUCAGGAUGAAGACCAGGUGGAUCUCUGCUGCUUAAUGGUGAUUCUGUUGCUUUCAUUACAUUGUCAAUAACCUGCAGUUUUAAGAUGGAAUUGUUAAUAAAUUGAUCUAAUGCUUUA
Molecule: messenger RNA, 725 nt
Organism: Centropristis striata (black sea bass)
Lineage: Eukaryota; Metazoa; Chordata; Actinopteri; Perciformes; Serranidae
Gene: mrpl55
Product: mitochondrial ribosomal protein L55
Exons: 3
Coding region: 104-478 (124 amino acids)
Biological process (GO): translation
Cellular component (GO): mitochondrial large ribosomal subunit
Molecular function (GO): structural constituent of ribosome
Source: RefSeq, a predicted model, not a curated record